This is a messenger RNA of Pygocentrus nattereri (red-bellied piranha), 1808 nucleotides long. Its product is annotated as zgc:103559. Gene Ontology annotation, biological process: allantoin catabolic process; purine nucleobase catabolic process. The coding region runs from base 108 to 1490 and encodes 460 amino acids. The record is from RefSeq and is a predicted model, not a curated record. Gene Ontology annotation, cellular component: cytoplasm. The transcript is spliced from 11 exons. NCBI's taxonomy places the organism in Eukaryota, Metazoa, Chordata, Actinopteri, Characiformes, Serrasalmidae. Gene Ontology annotation, molecular function: allantoinase activity; cobalt ion binding; zinc ion binding.
UCAUCUCUGAGCUGGACACGUAGUGGGGCAGGUGCAGCGACCUCAGCACGAAAGCACUCGCUGUUGCAGACAGGACAGCGGCCUAAACUGUCUGUGUGGUGUGGAGCAUGGAGGCAGGAUCCACAGUGAGCGCUGUGAGGAGCCAGAGGGUUUUGACUGGGGAGGACAUCAGGCCUGCGCUCCUCACCAUCAAAGAAGGAAAGAUCCACAAGGUCCUGCCUGAUCUAGGAGCCGCUCUGCACACAGCUGGUGAGGUUCUGGAUGUGGGGAACAGUCUGGUGAUGCCAGGUAUAGUGGACUGCCAUGUUCACGUCAACGAGCCAGGACGGACCUCCUGGGAAGGGUACUGGACCGCGACACGGGCUGCAGCAGCAGGGGGGGUGACCACCAUUGUGGACAUGCCCCUCAAUAGUAUUCCACCAACCACCAGUCUCGAGAACUUCCAGGAGAAACUGCAAUCUGCUAGCGGCCGAUGCUUUGUGGACACAGCAUUCUGGGGAGGGGUCAUUCCUGGCAACCAGCUGGAGCUGAGGCCCAUGGUGCAGGCCGGAGUGGCCGGAUUUAAAUGCUUUUUGAUCCACAGUGGAGUGGACGAGUUCCCCCAUGUGAGAGACAGUGACCUGCACACUGCCAUGAGGCAGCUCCAAGGCUCAGGAAGUGUUCUGCUGUUUCAUGCAGAGAAGGAGAUCCAGCAGCCACUGGCCGAAGACAGGGAUCCUUGUGAGUACUCCACCUUUCUAAGGUCUCGACCUGAUGUCAUGGAGCUUGAGGCCAUCCGAACAGUCACUGAACUCUGCCUUCAGUACCAAGUUCGUUGCCACAUUGUGCACUUAUCCUCAGCCCAGUCUCUGGAGCUAAUCCGGACAGCCAGAAAGGCUGGAGCUCCUUUAACAGUGGAGACAACCCACCACUACCUCACCUUGUCUGCAGAGGACAUCCCAUCCGGAGCAACCCAGUUCAAAUGCUGUCCACCCAUCCGAAGCAUAGCCAACCAGGAGCAGCUGUGGUCAGCUCUGAGUGCUGGUGAUAUAGACAUGGUUGUGUCGGACCACUCGCCCUGUACGCCAAACCUGAAGCACCUGGACAGCGGGGAUUUCACUCAGGCAUGGGGCGGCAUCUCCUCUCUGCAGUUUGGCCUUCCUCUGUUCUGGACUUCAGCCUGUAAGAGAGGUUUUUCCUUUCCUGACGUAGUAAGAGUCCUGUGUAAAAAACCUGCACAACUGUGUCGCCUUGACAACCAGAAAGGGAGUCUACUGCCAGGUCACGACGCAGACUUAGUCAUCUGGGAUCCAGAGAGAGAGUUUGUGGUGAAAGAGGAAAACAUACAUCACAAAAACAAAUUGACUCCAUAUCUUGGCGUUACGCUGCAUGGAGAGGUUAAAGGUACCAUAGUUCGAGGAAAGCUUGUGUACUUCAAUGGCUCCUUUAGUCCUCAGCCUCUAGGAGAACAACUACUUAUAAACCACAACGUGGCUCAGACAGCUCUGUGAAGACAAAAAAAAUGCCAAUGCUGCUGUUCACCUUGCAGAUAGUUAAUAGAUACACUAUACAGCCAAGAGUAUGUGUACACCAGACCAUCACACCUAUAUGAGCCUCCUGGAGAUCCCAUUCCAAAGCCAUGGGCAUUAAUAUGGAAUUGUCCGUCUAUGCGGCUGUAUAUGGGUUUCCUGUUUACACACAUUACUGGGUGCAUGUUCAGCCAGGGGCAAAAACUUUGGUAAUUUAGCCAAAUGUUACGAUUAUUGCAGAUUGUGCAUUGCUUGUAAAUUCUCAUUGACUCAGUAAUAAGAUGCCAUUUCAGACUUGGA